CGCCGCUGCAGUACCGUCCUCCGCCGCUGGGUGGCGGCAGUGCGCCUUCCUGUCUCUGUUCUGCCGCACAGGAAGGACCGGAAAGAGAUGGAAGAAGCACGAUGGCGGCGCCAGACGGAGAAAUGAACCACGGGACAGACCAGCUGGAGUUCUCUCUGGACGUCCCCUUCCCGUCGUCUCCUGAGGCUCUCAUCGCUCUGCGGUCUCUGUCUCCGGACCGAGAGCCGAGGAAAGGCGGCAUCAGCAAACAGCUCUCGGUGUCCGGCAGCACGCUGUCUGUGAGGUGGAGCGCAGAUGAAGCUCGAAUCCUCCGAGUGUCUGUGAACUCGUUUCUGGAUCAUCUGUCGCUCGUCAUAGAGACCAUGGAGAUGUUUGGGCCCCCUGUUUCUGUUUCCCAGUGAAGCAUCAGAAAUGAUUCAGGACUCUGGUUCUCUGAUCCGUCAUCCUCCACUGGACUUUUCAAUCCUUGGACGUGACUCAGGUGCGGCACCUGGAACAGGGUGAAACUGAGGUUUUAUAAAGGAGGUGUGAGCAGCUGGCAGCUUAAACGUGUUCUAGUUUCCUCUGAACAGUAAAACCUGGUUGUUUGCUUGUUUAAAUGAAAGUAAGAAGCAGGUGUUCAGACUGGGUUUGGGUUUGAUUUAAAGAUCCAUUCAGACGUGUUAAAAAAUACUAAUGUGUUUUUCUUUGAAUCAUAA
Messenger RNA from Toxotes jaculatrix (banded archerfish), 698 nucleotides. RefSeq names its product EKC/KEOPS complex subunit Lage3. The record is from RefSeq and is a predicted model, not a curated record. Lineage: Eukaryota; Metazoa; Chordata; Actinopteri; Toxotidae. Bases 102 to 401 code for a protein of 99 amino acids. The transcript is spliced from 3 exons. Gene Ontology annotation, cellular component: EKC/KEOPS complex.